Molecule: messenger RNA, 879 nt
Organism: Notothenia coriiceps (black rockcod)
Lineage: Eukaryota; Metazoa; Chordata; Actinopteri; Perciformes; Nototheniidae
Gene: tbc1d22a
Product: TBC1 domain family, member 22a
Exons: 5
Coding region: 133-879 (248 amino acids)
Source: RefSeq, a predicted model, not a curated record
GGCACUAUCAACAUGGCAGCUUUCUGAGUUUUGGAGGAGGGUACCUGGUGUAAAUAAACGAAUUUCACGUCUUAGAGAUAACGACAGCGUUCGUGUGUUUGUGUCUAGGACUGGUUGGGCAAUAGAGGGAAAAUGUCGACUGACGCAAAUAAAAAACAGUUCUGGAAAAGAAACGCAGCGAAGGUUCCUGGCAGCAUUCAACAUGUGUAUGGUGCACAACACCCACCUUUCGACCCGCUCCUUCAUGCUAACCUGAUUAAAGCUGGCAACAAGCCUCCUCCGGCCACGCCAGGCAAACCCAAGAAGGCUACCACGUUCCAGGAGUUUGAGAGCAUCACAAGCGACGCCUGGGAUGUCGGGGAUGAUGAUGACGAGUUGCUGGCCAUGGCUGCACAGAACCUUAAUAUUGAGGUUGUCAUGGAGACAGCCAAUAAGGUCAUCGAGAAUCACAGCAAACAGCAAGAAAGACAGAGGCAGGAUGACGAGACAGAGCUAGAACAAAGAGAAGAGGACCCACAGGAGGAUGUGGCAGAGGACGAGGAGGAGGACGAAGAAGAGGAGGAGGACAGCCGGGUGGGGGAAGGAGACGUGACCAGCCCAGAGGUCUCGUUUGCCUCCCAGAGCAGCCCUUACACUGAUGGCCGCCUUGUAAAGUCCCAAAGCGAAGCUCCAAUUGGGUCACCUAAAGAUGCAGCAGGUGAGCAUGCAUCACUCCACAGACAGCGGUCUCUGCCCCACCGGCCGCCCACCAUCCCACUGGUGGCUCGCAUCGCUGACCAGAACACAUCCGGCACCCCGAUCAUGACCGAGAGGGAAGCGUCCCGUCUGGAUAAGUUCAAACAGUUGCUGGCCGGGCCAAACACUGAUCUUGGUACGUGA